This is a messenger RNA of Cyanidioschyzon merolae strain 10D, 837 nucleotides long. Its product is annotated as NADH dehydrogenase I iron-sulfur protein 75kDa subunit. Gene Ontology annotation, molecular function: NADH dehydrogenase (ubiquinone) activity; iron-sulfur cluster binding. The coding region runs from base 1 to 837 and encodes 278 amino acids. The transcript is spliced from 2 exons. The record is from RefSeq and is a predicted model, not a curated record. Gene Ontology annotation, biological process: ATP synthesis coupled electron transport. Lineage: Eukaryota; Rhodophyta; Bangiophyceae; Cyanidiales; Cyanidiaceae. Gene Ontology annotation, cellular component: membrane.
AUGUACAGUCUAACGAAGCUCAGUCGGCAACUCUGGAAGUUGGAGAGAACUAGUGUGCGUUCCUUUUUCGUGGAACGGGCGUUUACCCUGGGAACCCGAAGUACACGGGGUCGGUUGAGCACCAGUGCGUCGGUCUCGAGCAGUGCGCAACCAGCCACAGCAGCCGCAACGGCUCCGGAACCUCCCAAGCCACCGCCGAAACCAGACCACGUGCGUCUGAAGAUUGAUGGAAGAGAGGUGGAGGUUCCUCGGGCGAGCACAGUGAUUCAAGCGUGUCAAGCUGCUGGCGUGAACAUCCCUCACUUUUGCUACCACGAGCGGCUGUCUGUGGCUGGCAACUGCCGCAUGUGCUUGGUUGAGGUUGAAAAGAUGCCCAAGCUUGCAAUCAGUUGUGCGCUGCCCGUCAUGGAUGGCAUGAGCAUCAUAACAGACUCGCCGCGGGUGAAGAAAAGCCGUGAGGCUGUGCUUGAGUUUUUGCUCAAGUCGCACCCGCUGGACUGUCCAAUAUGCGACCAAGGUGGCGAAUGUCAACUACAAGAGCUAAGUAUGGUGUUUGGUUCCGAUCGAGGACGCUACUACGAGUACAAGCGCACCGUCGACGACAAGUACUGGGGCCCGCUCAUCAAAACCGUCAUGACGAGAUGCAUCCACUGUACGCGCUGCGUUCGUUUUGCCGAGGAGGUCGCAGGUGUUGCGGAUAUCGGCACCGCCGGACGUGGCGAAUCGACCGAGAUCACCAUGUAUUUGCCGGAAAAGUUCUUCCAAUCGGAGCUCAGUGGCAACGUGAUCGAUUUAUGUCCAGUUGGAGCACUUACUCGAAAGCGUUAUGAGCAUUGA